Aphanomyces astaci is the source of this 1580-nucleotide messenger RNA. RefSeq lists its product as hypothetical. The record is from RefSeq and is a predicted model, not a curated record. The transcript has 2 exons. Lineage: Eukaryota; Oomycota; Saprolegniomycetes; Saprolegniales; Verrucalvaceae. Bases 1 to 1353 code for a protein of 450 amino acids.
AUGAGUCGCUACACAGUCGAAGUCAAGCCGAGAAACGCCUUGUCUAGUAUGCCCAAGCUCGCCAGCUUCAAAGACCAGGCAGCGCCUUCCUGGCUGGGGGGCCGCGUCACGAUCUACGCCCCCAUGGUCAUGCGGGACCCAAAGGAGCCCCAUCGCGUGUCGUCGGCGCUGGAAAAGCUGUUCGAUCUGACGCUAGUGGUCGCCUUGUCGGCCGUGUCGACGCAGUUCGCGACCAACAUCCAGUACGGCGGCGACAUGAGUCACUCGUUCACGAUGUUUUUGAUCUCGUUCUUUACGAUCUGGAACACGUGGUUCCCGUACGUGUGGUUUGCGACAACGUACGACGUGGACGACGUGCUGUACCGCGUCGGGACGUUUGGCGAGAUGGUGGGCAUCCUCAUGAUCUCGGACGGGAUUGCGCACAACAUCACCGAGGUCGUCGUGGGCUACAUCGUGCUGCGCUUCUUUCACGCCGUCUUCUUCCGCCUGCGGGCCGCGUACGAAGACCCGGCUCGCCGCGCGGUGAACGUCAAGCACAGCGUCCUUUCGACACUCGUCAUGGUGUGCUGGUACUUUCAACAGUCGUUUAGUUCAACGUACGCCAGCCAAGUCGUGGGGUUCGCUGUGCUGGCAUGUUGCGACCUGGCCUACCCCUACGUGGCGCAGCGGUCGACGGCCCCCGCCGGACGGACCAAGUACCACGCCCACCACGUGUCGGAUCGGUACAGCGAGUUCACGACCAUGGUGUUCGGCGAGUCGAUCCUGUCGCUGUCCCAUGCGACAGUGUUGAAAUCGGCGACGGCGUUCAACGGCGAGGCCAUCAGCACGUGCAUCGCGAGCAUGGUACUGCUCUUUGUGCUCUGGUGGAUCUACGUGCUCGUGCCGUUUGGCCAGAUCCUGCACGACAACCCCACACUCACGUACGUCGUCGCAUACGGCCACUUUUUCAUCCACGCCCCGCUGGCCGCGUUCGCCUCGGGCAUUUACGUCAUGGGGCUCGCGACGCAAGCGGGGGGAUCUAGCCAUGGUCGCCGGUUGGACGGCGACGAUACAUUGGCCAUUUCAGUGGAUACGGCGGCCUACGUGAUUUCCAUGUCGAUUACCAUGCUAUUCGUGUCGAUUCCGCUGAUUUUGAGCCUGCCGCACAAGAUUUUGCUGCGGAAUGCACUGGCGUCGGUGGUUUUGAACGUGAUUGCAGCGACCGCGCCAGGCCACGUGACUGUGAGCACUCUGAUGUGGUUGUUUUGCAUCCCCGUGGUCGCAGUGCUAGGGAUUGUUCUGAUGACCUACCGAAAGACCGUACCCGGCCUUGGACCCCCAUCCACUGCCGCCGUCGUGGCAGUGGACGGGUGAAAAUGCGACACAGUAACAUGCAGCACGAACGCCAUCAAGGCUCCUACUACCACAAAACCAUCAACUACAAGUACGCAACACCAGCGAUACAACACAAACUUCUUCACAACAUCGUCGCCGAUAUGUAACAAGUGUCGAAAUGUCCAUUUAGUAUGUUACUAACUAUAAAUGGAUGUUUCGGGACAGUCCAUUUAGUACCUACUAUUAAUAAAUGUGAUACCGUACCG